GAGACGAGGCCGACUGCUCACGACAAGCAGGCCCGCUUAUCAGCAGAGGUUUGUUGUCGCUCGCGUGUUUGUUGUUUGUACUUGUUUAGAAGCUUUGAGUUCAGGACAUCGCGGUGCGCCAGGGCUUGAUGACAUUUGUUGCCCAGCUGCCGGUGCUACCAGAGCGGAUGCAGAGCAAAGCUUCUGCUGAUGUUUGUUGUGCCCAUGAAGAUCUAGGCGGUCUCUGCAUCGUUGACACAACAAAUAGCCGCAGGUGCUGAUUGCUGUUGGUCAGCUCAGUCCAGAAUUUGACCUCACAAAUGCAAUGAGCCUUGGUGAAUGCAUCACUUUUGCUAAAACGGCCUGCCCCACCCAUUCAAAGGUCGUCAGUCAGGUCGAGGUUGGCACACAGUGCAGCUUGCCUCUGGCUGACAAGUCUGUCGAGUGCUCCUUCAAAGCAGGGAGGGAGUCGAGGAGCGUGCAGACUACAGAGACUGUGGAUCAGUCAAGUUACACCUCAGUAUCGAGGCCUUCUAUUUCUCCAUCAACAGCCAGCGAUGACAACUCACAGCAGGGAUGCCUCCACCGAUGUCGUCUCUGUGAUUAUGAGACUGAUAAACUGGUUCGUCUGGAAGAACACGGCAGGGUCCAUACUGGCGAGCGUCUGUUUAAAUGCCAUUUGUGCCUUCAUAGCUUCUCAAGAAGGCGUUCCCUAAACAGGCACCUGUUUGUCCAUACUGGCCAGCGUCCGUUCAUAUGCCAUGUGUGCUCUCAGUGCUUCUCACUAAAGGCCCACCUGAAAGUACACCUGCGCACACACACAGGGGAGAAGCCAUUUCAGUGCCCUUCAUGCCCUCAAAGCUUCUCGAAUAAGUCAAGGCUUAAGGAACACCUGCGCUGCCACACAGGCGAGAAGCCAUUUCAAUGCCCUUCAUGCCCUCAGAGCUUCUCGCGUCAGUCAAUGAUGAAGCUACACCUGCGCAUCCAUACAGGCGAGAAGCCAUAUCAGUGCCCUUCAUGCCUGCAGAGAUUCGCACAAAAGUACGCGGUUACAGAACACCUGCGCACCCACACAGGCGAGAAGCCAUUUCAAUGCCCUUCAUGCCCUCGGAGCUUCUCGCUGAAGGGUGCCAUGACGAAACACCUGCGCAUUCAUACAGGUGACCGACCAUACCGUUGCACUGUCUGCUCCAAGUCCUUUGCGCGGUCUGAUGUCUUGAGCAGACAUAAGAGAACGAAGCACCAUGAUACUGUAGAGUAGGAAAACAGCCAGGGUGAACUAGAGUCAAAAUUAAGAAUCUACGGGCGUGUAGCGUAAUUAAGGUGUUCUGCUGCAUCGGUAGCACAAGUGCUCUUAAAGGGGUGUUGGAACACUUUUUUUUUGGGGGGGGGGGGGUCACCAUAUUUGCGCUGCAUCUAUUCUCAGCAUAUAAAACAAAGAGCAAAAGAAAUUAUGAAAAUCGGCCCACACUAAGCCAGAAAAAAUUCAAAAUACAUUUAAACCUCAAUAUAACAAAGCCGGUAAAAUCGGCAAUUUGAUUUCUUAUAUCGGAAUUUUGUUAUAUUGUGACUGUUCAUGAUUCGAAAAGUAUUCAGUAUUUGAUUCAAUUCAAUUCUCUGUUGCACUGUUUGAUUAAAUCUAAAAAAAAUUACUGUUUGCAGACCCCUAUAAAUUAUGCAUGUUAAGUGUAAUUCAUUCUAUUGCUUAUUAUUGCACUAAUGAUGUCUGAAUGAUCUGCUUUCUAAGUAAUUUUUUUUGCAGUAUUGAAAAGAAAUUUGCAAUUCUAAUUUCUUUCAGUAUUGUUUUUUUGUAUAUAUGAACUUAGUCUGAUAGGCUCAUUCAUGUACAUUAUAGACCACUUAAAGCGUAACCGCUUAUAGUGAAAGACCCAUUAUAGUACGGUCUUGUCAGACUCCCGCUAAUUUUCCCAUAGCACUCCAUGUAUACGCAUACUGCUUACAGUGCAGCCGCGUGAGACAAAAUACCGGUUAUAAUGCGGCUUCCGCGAGAAAAUCUCGCAGACAAGGGCGGUAGCAAGCACGCUUCUCACCGAGGUGCGCCCACCGAUGGGAGAGGAGAUCAACGAGGGCAUCGGAGGAGGAGCAUGAGACGUGGAGCACGAGUCCAAGGGCGAUAAAAUCGUUGCCGCGCGCCAUAUAUGCGAGUGAAAGUGUGCGGGGGACGCGCCUUCACGGAGAGCGAAUGCACAGUGGGGAGCAAACGUGACUUCCGUCGCGCGAAAGGCGGUGGGGGUAUGAGAGGGAGGGAGGCGAGGCGACACUGUGCUGCGGCCCCGAAUGCCUAGUAUCUUGCAACCGGGCGCAAGGGGAACUGGCGACGCAAUCUCCCACGUGAAAGGAGCAAAGCAGGAGUGCAGCACGAGAGAGAGGGAGGGGGGGGGGCGGCAUCUACUCUGCCAACAAAUGCGUUCGCGCCUGUGGCGGCUAUUGGUGUUGUUGCGCACACCGUAUCUUGAAAGCGAUCUCCACUUGACUCUGACCUCUGUAUGCGCUGUGCGUACGCCGCUCAGUUUCCGUUAAAGCGAUAGACCGCACGAACCUUCACUCACUGCGAUGGCCGCGUUUCCCCACGCCCGGGUUUUGACAGUGGUUGUCUUCGGUCAUCGAGUCUAUUUAUGUUUGCUUGUGCGCAUUGACACCACGCUUGUCAAGUCAGUUAGUAAGCGAAUGUGUCAAGUUUCUGCAGCCGAUAAAACUAAUAUCCCUACUCCUUAUAGUUGUCUACUAAUUUGCUAUCCCAAUUGAUGCUUCGCCUUUCGGACAAAACUGAGACAUUUUUUUUUAUUAUUACUUUGUCUGCUUCAUGCGAAGAUAGUGGGUACUUGGACAUUAACCUUUCUACGUUCGUAAAUUUAAACGAAUGCAAAGCUCCCAGUCGCACGCUUCGAUUCUCCGAUAGGCGCAACUGCUUGGUCGACAUGUUUUGCAUACAUGCAGGGCUUGAAAAUCAUUGCUUUGGUUAUAGUGCGGUACCGCUUAUAGUGCAGAUAUUCACGACUCCGGCGACUUAUGUUAUAAGCGGUCUACACUGUACUUAUUGCUUCUAGGUUCUGGUAUAUGUGGUUCAUCCUGCAAGACUCUUUUGAUCUUAUUCUAUUUGCACAUUCUUUUUUCUUUAAGUACUUCUUUAGAACAAUUGAUUGUUUAAUAAGGUUGUGUGCCACUGUCUGUUUCAUCAGACCAUCAAAUAAAUGCCUGUGUUUUAUGAGUA
Dermacentor silvarum is the source of this 3211-nucleotide messenger RNA. RefSeq names its product gastrula zinc finger protein XlCGF7.1-like. Gene Ontology annotation, cellular component: nucleus. Gene Ontology annotation, biological process: regulation of transcription by RNA polymerase II; central nervous system development. Lineage: Eukaryota; Metazoa; Arthropoda; Arachnida; Ixodida; Ixodidae. Gene Ontology annotation, molecular function: RNA polymerase II cis-regulatory region sequence-specific DNA binding; DNA-binding transcription factor activity, RNA polymerase II-specific. The record is from RefSeq and is a predicted model, not a curated record. The transcript has 6 exons. The coding region runs from base 305 to 1240 and encodes 311 amino acids.